GGCGCCAGCCCACAACAAGACUCUUGCCCGCGAGCGCGGUCGAGCGAGCGCAAGGUGCAUGGCUGUGCUGCUUGGCGAAGGCGGGCGAAGUUCAGCAGUACGAGAGCCAGGCCAGCUGGGCCGUCCCACCGCCAUGAGAGGGACAAGACACUGCCACGCUUGAAGUUGCUCGAGGUCGGAUCGUUGGUUUCACACGGUUUCGAGGCCGUGGCAAUACUCCAUCCUAUGCUCGCGAAGCGGCUGUCGCUCAACGUCCUCUCGCCCAAGGCGCUGAGCCCGAGCGCCACGUCGCCCCGAGGCAAAGACCGCCUGCGCCUGACUAAGACGCCUGCGCCACCGAGCGACGAGAACCAGCGCAGCCCACCAUUGACGCCGGUCGUCACGACGCCCGACGACGUCAUCCACGAGGUCCAAGCGACGCUCACGAGCCUGCUUGAGCGCAUGGACGGUAUUAAGCCGGCCAAGUUGCGCUCCAUCAAGCUCGGCGGUGCGCAGCGUCUUUGCAAGGUGCAGGACAGAGGCGGUGCAGCGUAGGCGAGCUCCGGGGGCUCCUAGGCAAGGCCGACGACGAGUUUGGCGCGCACGAACGUACGUUCCGCAAGCACGCGCACAACGAUGGUCUGCAGAUCCAGCUGCAGAACUUUGUCGCGAGCCUCCACGGCCUCUCGCCCGUCCUCGACUCGUAUCGUUUGCGAUACUUCAAUUCUGUCUCGACUACAAAGCGACUAGAAUCCAAAAGACGAGUUUUCUUGUCAACGCGUUUGUCAAGCGCAACGUCGAAUUUGCCUUUCAAGAAAUCUCGUCCUACUACGCGUCGAUGUUUACCGAGCUGUCGCUGGCUGUGGCCCAUGCUUCGGGCUCGGCGGCCGAGGCAGCGGUCCUUGCCACCUUGCGCGCCGAGCCGCAGACGCCGGACGACGAGCCUUCACCGGAGGUGCAGUAUCAAAUGGGCCAGCAGCUCUUCUUGGGUCAUGGCCGCGCCGCCAACCAGCACCAAGCCUUUGUUCACUACAAGCUCGCCGCGGUCCAAGGACACAUGGAGGCCAUGGUGUGCCUGGCUCAAAUGUACCGGGACGGCCGCGUCGUCGAGAGCGACCACGAAGCCGCGAUGCAGUGGUGCACGCGCGCCGCCAGCCUCGGGUCCAUCGAGGCCACGUUUGCGCUGGGGGACCUCCUCGUACAAAAGGCGCGUCUUCUCACCCACGUCGCGCGACGCCAAGAAACGUAUGCUCUGGCGAUGGUGCGACUGACGCAAGCCGCCGACCAAGGCCACCGGGAGGCCCAGUACGCUGUCGCACAUUUGUACGAGAUCGGUGCGGUCGGCGCCGUUCAAUGGCAGCUGGCUAAGGAGGCGUACGUCAAAGCGAGUGACCAAGGCCACAGUAAGGCGCAGGAAGCCUUGGGGCGGCUUCACUAUCACGGCCACGGCGUCGAGAUGGACAAGACCCGAGCUGCCCACUACUUGCAGAUGGCGACGCAGAGCGACCCGAGCUUGCCGGAUGCGUGGUAUUUACUGGGCGUCAUCUAUGCCAAUGGCGACGAAGUGCCCGUGGACAAGCCCCGUGCCAAGCGAUGUUUUGUUAAAGCCGCCAUGCUUGAGCACAUGGACGCCCCAACCGAGCUUGCCGCGAUGCUGCUCACGAGCGAGAGGGCACCCGUGGCCGAUGACGUGGCGACCGAGGCGCUCAAGUGGCUCGUCUUUGUCGAGCCACCGACCGCCCGCGCCCAGUACCUUCUCGGCACACUCUUCGAACACGACGCCUUCCUCAAUAUACCCACGGCUCUGCGCUAUUACACGGCGGCGGCCCGAGCGGGUCAUGGCGUGGCGGCGCAGCGUGCGGCGCAGCUCUACUACAGCGGCCACAAGGGCGGCGAGUUGCGCAGUGAGAAGCGAUUGGCAUUUGAAAUGUAUUUUAUCGCAGCGCGCACGAGUCACGAUGCCGAGUCGAUAAACGCGCUGGGUCUCAUGUACGAAGACGGCGAAGGCGUCGGAGUGGACAUGGCGAUGGCGGCCGACUGCUUUCGCCAAGCCGCCGACCGGCAGAGCGCCCACGGCCACUUCAACUAUGCGUGUCUUCUCCGCGCCGGCCGCGGUGUCGAAAAGGAUAUGGACGCUGCCAAGCACCACUUUGAACAGGCGCUCGCGCUCGGCUACGCCCAGGCGCGGCAGUUCCUCUCGACAACGAAAUAGCAAGCUAAGAUACAAAGGUGGUCGAUGCUGCUGUACGCAGGCGGGGUGGUUCGAAGCUAGGACAACGACAAAUCGCAAACUCAAACUCAAUGUAUCGCUUUCAGUGGUCCGGGC
Messenger RNA from Saprolegnia diclina VS20, 2305 nucleotides. RefSeq lists its product as hypothetical. The record is from RefSeq and is a predicted model, not a curated record. Bases 818 to 2191 code for a protein of 457 amino acids. Lineage: Eukaryota; Oomycota; Saprolegniomycetes; Saprolegniales; Saprolegniaceae. Gene Ontology annotation, molecular function: protein binding. The transcript is spliced from 11 exons.